GCUGCUUCCUUAUUGGCGGUUGCUGCGCGGCGCGCGGACUCGGGAUGUCGGUUCCGCUGCGGCGGCUCCGCGAGACCCCGCGGCACCUGCUGGUGUGCGAGAAAAGCCACGUGCGGCAUGAGCGCUCCCGGCACGCGGCGCACGUGCGGAGCCACGCCUACAACUGCCGCGUGUCAUUUUUGAUCCCUGAAUGUGGAAUUCUUCCAGAAGCACUGAAAAGUGUUAUCACAGACAUUGGAGAGUAUUAUUUGGUGAAGAAUUUAUCUCUUCAUGAAUUGGUUACGCAUGAAUUUAUCAAUACAUUUGUGAAAAAAGGUUCAUGCUAUGCUCUUACAUACAACACAAAAAUUGAUCAAGAUAAUGCUGCUGCUCUACUACCAACUGGAAAACUAAUUAUAUCAGUAGACAAGGACACGUAUGAGGAGCUUGGACUACAAGGUCGUCCAUCUCAGUAUUCUGGUAAAAAAGUCAUGAGAUAUAUUGUUACCAUUGACUUGACUGACUCAGCCUUUGAUCCUGAUAGUAAGAAACAUAAAAGAGUGCUUUGGGCCUUGAGAGAGAAGAAACCUUUAGAAUUUGAUUUCCUGCUGUCCUGGCAUAACACAGUGUUAGGUGCAGAAGGAUCAACACUGAUGUCAUACUUUUCCAAAAACCAAAUACAAGCCCAUAAGCCAAAAACAACAUUCAGCACAUUAAGAAAUUUGCAGUGUCCAGUGUUCCAUAGUAAUGAACUGCAAGGAAAGCUGGAAGAGUCAUGCAGUGCACAGGAACUGUUUGAAUGGUUAGGUGCCGUUUGGAACAACGUUGGUUUAGACAACAAGUCAUUUAGCUUCUUAUCAACCUAUUGCUGUCCUCAGCCCAGCACAGUAGUGGAGCAAGCCUAUUUGUGCACAAUCACUGGCUUUAUACUCCCAGAGAAGAUAAUUCAGUUAUUGGAACAGCUAUGUUGCUAUUUUGAUGAACCGAAACUGGCUCAGUGGGUGACCUUAACCGUGCAUGGCUUUGCAGACAGCCCUGUUUCCUGGAGAGAAAGUGAACAUGGUUUCCAAAAGGGAGGAGAGAACUUGUACAAUUUUGUUGUUUUUAGGAACCUGGACUAUUGGCUUCAAAUGGCUGUUGGAGCAAAUGAUGAUUGCCCACCUUAAAAGUUCUGCCUGUAGGAAAGUUUCUUAAAAAGAAUUAUCUGAGAUGUGCUUACAAAAAUAUCAGACAAUUAAUUAGCCAUUGAAAGGAUCUAUGUAUAUAGAUCAUGUUAGCAUCUUAUUGCUUCCACAUGACAACUGGAAAAGUCUUGUUUACUGGAAUGUGUAUUUUUGUCAUAUCUAUUUUUAAUAAAAAGUGAAACAUC
This is a messenger RNA of Mauremys mutica (yellowpond turtle), 1348 nucleotides long. It is a transcript of the gene RPP40, whose product is annotated as ribonuclease P/MRP subunit p40. The transcript has 8 exons. The coding region runs from base 45 to 1145 and encodes 366 amino acids. The record is from RefSeq and is a predicted model, not a curated record. Gene Ontology annotation, biological process: endonucleolytic cleavage in ITS1 to separate SSU-rRNA from 5.8S rRNA and LSU-rRNA from tricistronic rRNA transcript (SSU-rRNA, 5.8S rRNA, LSU-rRNA); tRNA 5'-leader removal; tRNA 3'-end processing. Gene Ontology annotation, cellular component: multimeric ribonuclease P complex; ribonuclease MRP complex. Lineage: Eukaryota; Metazoa; Chordata; Testudines; Geoemydidae. Gene Ontology annotation, molecular function: ribonuclease MRP activity; ribonuclease P activity.